AUGGCUGAACUUAUCUUCACUUUUGCGGCCCUUGUAUCCGUUGUAGCAGGACAGUCCGGUGGUAUUCAGAGAGGUCUCCAAUAUGGCGAGAACUGGGCACCCACGACUAAAGACUCUGACCUCGUCUCGGCCAACUUCCCCGAUGUCAACAUCACACUCCGAUCCCCAGCAUUUUUGAAUCCAGAGAAGGUUCCUGCUCGGUUCUCAAACGGCACGGAGGGUCCGACUGAUGAUAUUGAACUCGACUACUUCAUCCGCAAUCUGGCUCAAAAGCAUGACUGGAUGACCUACGAGUCUGCAGCCUUCCAAUCGGAAGAAGGCCGUGCGAUCCCAUAUGUUUUUCUGUCCCUACCAAACACCAACUCGAGCAACGAUAAGUUGCGCAUCUAUCUCCAAGCCGCUAUUCACGGCAAUGAGCCCGCCGCUGACGAGUCUGUUCUCGCAUUCUUGGGUAAGAUGGAUGCGGAGCCUGUAUGGGCCAAGGCAAUCUUGGAGAAAAUGGACAUCAAGAUCCUUCCUAGGUAUAACAUCGAUGGCGUUGCUUAUUUCCAAAGACAGUUGGCGUCUAAUCUUGAUCCCAAUCGAGAACAUCUCAAACUUAUGCGUGGUCAGUCAAGGGAGAUCAAGCGUAUUGUCAGUGAAUGGAAUCCUCACAUCGCUCUUGACAUGCACGAGUUCACUGUGCCUACCAUCUACGGUGGUCACUAUCAGCACGGCGCCGAUUCUCUCCUCUCCGGUGGUAUCAAUCCAAACAUUCAUCCAAAUAUUCGCGAGCAGCUCCUCGACUUCUUCAUCCCGGCCGUUGGCGAAAAACUUGAGUCUCAUGGCCUCCGAUGGGAGCCAUAUGUCACUGGCCCUUCCAACCGCACGGAAGGCUCACGCAUCCGCUUCACUGAAGCAGUGACCGAGGCACGCACCGGCCGUAAUGCUGUUGGGUUGACACAAACGAUCUCAUUUUUGCUUGAGAUGCGCGGUAUUCGUAUCGCUGAUCAGCAUUUUCAACGUCGCGUUGCGACUGCUCUUAUCAAAAUUCAGGCAAUUCUUGAGCUGGCACGAGAUAACGCCGAGAAGGUCAAGUCGGUUGUUGAGGAUGCGCGUGAUGAGUUCAUCAACAGCGAUGACGAUAUCGUCAUCACUGAUUCCUACGUCCCAGAAGACAGGACAUUUACCAUGGUCGAUACGCGUAAUGGCAGUGUUGUUCAAGUCCCAAUUGACUUUCAGCGGACUACCCCAUCAAUUGCCAAUCUCACCAGGCCGAGACCUGAAGCUUAUGCUAUACCACGAACUUGGUCCGAUGUUGCUGAGAGGCUUGAGAUCUUGGGACUGAAAGUUGAGAAGAUGAACUACGAGUUCAGAAGAACUUUAGACACCUUGACGAUUGAGACUUCAGUGAUUGAACCUGAGCUGUAUGAAGGCACGUAUCUCAAUACGGUCACCACCAACUCAACCAGUCGAGAAGUCGUGUUGCCGGUCGGAAGCUACUACGUGAGCACGAGGCAGCAGAAUGCCGCUUUGGCGUUUAUCGCUCUGGAGCCGGAGAAUAUUGACAGCUACGUCAAGUUCAACAUCAUUCCUGUUGAAGCGGGGAUGGAGUAUCCUGUAUUUAGAAUCCCACGAGAAUGA
Molecule: messenger RNA, 1623 nt
Organism: Fusarium redolens
Lineage: Eukaryota; Fungi; Ascomycota; Sordariomycetes; Hypocreales; Nectriaceae
Exons: 3
Coding region: 1-1623 (540 amino acids)
Biological process (GO): proteolysis
Molecular function (GO): zinc ion binding; metallocarboxypeptidase activity
Source: RefSeq, a predicted model, not a curated record